Molecule: messenger RNA, 749 nt
Organism: Mycotypha africana
Lineage: Eukaryota; Fungi; Mucoromycota; Mucoromycetes; Mucorales; Mycotyphaceae
Product: D-tyrosyl-tRNA deacylase
Exons: 5
Coding region: 126-590 (154 amino acids)
Biological process (GO): tRNA metabolic process
Cellular component (GO): cytoplasm
Molecular function (GO): D-tyrosyl-tRNA(Tyr) deacylase activity
Source: RefSeq, a predicted model, not a curated record
UUUUUUUUUUGACAGAACGAGAAAAAAAUAAAAAUAAAAAAUUUGAACCACAUCUCCACUUUAAAGCUAUUUAGUGCCACUUCUUUCCGUGAACUGUAAGUAAAUUCCCCUUAUUUAAAAACGCAAUGAGGGCCGUCAUUCAAAGAGUCACCAAAGCCAGUGUUACAGUUGAGGGACAAGUCGUAAGUUCCAUACAAAAAGGACUGUGUGUUUUACUUGGUAUUGGCACCGACGAUACAGACAAAGAUGUAGAUUACAUGGUCAAUAAAAUUCUAAAUGUUCGAGUGUUUGAUGAUAAUGGAGUAAUGUGGAAGAAAGGAGUAAAAGAUGCUGGAUUAGAGUUACUCUGUGUCUCUCAAUUUACACUGCAAGGCCAAACUGUGAAAGGAAACAAACCAGAUUUUCAUAGAGCUAUGAAGUCAGAAUCAGCUAAAGCCAUGUAUGAGCAAUUUUUACAAAAAAUUGGCAAAGCUUAUGAUCCAUCUAAAAUUAAAGAUGGUGUAUUUGGUGCUAUGAUGCUUGUUGAUAUUAGCAAUGACGGUCCUGUUACAUUAGAACUCGACUCUAGAAAAUUCACCUAUGACUCCUAGAAGACAGAAAACCAUUCCUUUAAAGCUCGCUAGGAGCGAUCUAAUUCUUCAAAGUAGGAAGCAGAGCAAAUGAAUAGAAACACAUCAAUAAAAAUAUUAGACUUUUCGAAUAAAUAAUUUUUGUUUAAAAUUACAAAGGAUCAAAAAAAAAAAAAAGAA